AUGAUGGCAAAGCUUGGGAUUUUGGUUGCUGUUGCUGUGUUUUUAGAGACGGUCUCUGGGGCUUCUCUUGGGGUGGUGUACACAGAGGGAGGGAUGGUGAAGGGCAAGAACAUUCGUCUUGGUUUCCGCCGUCACAUGGACGUCUUCAAGGGAAUUCCCUUUGCUGACAUUCCUGGGAGGUUUGAGAAACCAAAGCGUCACCCUGGCUGGGAUGGCAUCCUGGAAGCAACUGAAUUCAGGAAAAGAUGCCUUCAGCUGACCCUUCUCAUGACUGAUACCAGAGGUAGUGAGGAUUGUCUUUACCUGAACAUCUGGGUCCCACAUAGACGCACAGUUUCCAAAGGUCUGCCUGUCAUGGUCUGGAUCUAUGGAGGAGGCUACCUGGCUGGAGGCUCGAUGGGUGCAAACUUCCUGGACAACUAUCUGUACAGCGGGCAGGAGAUUGCAGACAGAGGAAAUGUUAUCGUGGUGACACUGGGAUACCGUGUGGGAACUCUGGGCUUCCUGAGCACUGGAGACUCUAGUUUGCCUGGAAACUAUGGUCUUUGGGACCAGCAAGCUGCCAUUGCUUGGGUGCACAGGAACAUCCGCUCAUUUGGAGGAGAUCCUGACAAUGUCACCAUCUUUGGAGAGUCUGCAGGUGGAGCUAGUGUCAGCUUCCAGACACUCACACCCCACAACAGAGGGCUGUUCAAGAGAGCCAUCUCCCAGAGUGGGGUUGCCCUUUGCCCAUGGGGCGUCUCCAAGAACCCCCGCAGAAUCGCUGAGGAGGUUGCUCUGAAAGUCAACUGCCCCACCGAUCACAAUAUGGCAGCCUGUUUGAAGAUGAGUGAUCCUCGGCUCCUAACGUUGGCCAGCACUAUCAAUCUGUCCACCUCACCCGAUAAUCCUGUAGUAAAGAACCUUGUUCUGUCUGCUGUGAUUGACGGCGACUUCCUGCCCGAUGAGCCUUAUAACCUGUUCCACAAUGCCGCUGACGUCGACUACAUCGCUGGAGUCAACAACAUGGAUGGACACAUCUUCACUGGAUUAGAUGUUCCUUCAAUCAAUUCCCCCCUGGUAGACACCCCUCUUGAGGAUGUGAAGAGACUCCUGGGUUCAUACACUCAAGAGAAGGGCAAGGCUGGUUUGGACUACGCCUACUCCGUAUACACUUCAGACUGGCCAUCAAAUCCCAGCAGGGAGACUGUCAAGAAAACAAUUGUGGCCAUUGGAACAGACUACAUCUUCCUGGUUCCUACACAGGCUGCCCUCUACCUUCAUGCUGCCAACGCUACAACUGGCCGCACCUACUCUUACCUCUUCUCUGAGCCCAACCGUAUGGCUGGCAUUGGCAGGCCGUACCCUAGCUGGGUGGGAGCUGACCAUGCUGAUGACCUUCAGUACGUGUUCGGAAAGCCUUUCACCACACCACUGGGAUACUGGCCUCGUCACCGUGAUGUCUCCGGCUACAUGAUCGCCUACUGGACCAACUUCGCCAGAACUGGAGAUCCCAACAAAGGAGAGCUGAGUGUGCCUGUUACCUGGCCCAGAUUCACCAGCACUGGAAACCCGUACCUAGAGAUCAAUUCUAAGAUGGACAAGAACUAUGUGAGAGAGAAGUUGAGAAUGCGUUAUGUGCAUUUCUGGACCAGUGACCUGCCAAACCUUCCCACAGUCAUCUCAGAAUGAAGAGCUUUUGCAUCUGUGCAAUGGCAUUAUGGACCUGCAGAUCUAAAGUAUCACAUCAGUAUUGGCUCAUGAAAAAUAAAUUGAUGUUUAAUACAUUUAAUAUUUUUUGAUUUUAUUAGGUAAUUGUUCUUUGCCUCUCUGAAUUUACAAUAUACCUGAAUAC
Xiphias gladius (swordfish) is the source of this 1834-nucleotide messenger RNA. Its product is annotated as bile salt-activated lipase-like. Lineage: Eukaryota; Metazoa; Chordata; Actinopteri; Istiophoriformes; Xiphiidae. The transcript has 11 exons. Gene Ontology annotation, biological process: neuron cell-cell adhesion; synaptic vesicle endocytosis; chemical synaptic transmission. Gene Ontology annotation, cellular component: synapse; cell surface; postsynaptic specialization membrane. The record is from RefSeq and is a predicted model, not a curated record. Gene Ontology annotation, molecular function: triacylglycerol lipase activity; signaling receptor activity; sterol ester esterase activity. The coding region runs from base 1 to 1671 and encodes 556 amino acids.